Molecule: messenger RNA, 1125 nt
Organism: Phytophthora megakarya
Lineage: Eukaryota; Oomycota; Peronosporomycetes; Peronosporales; Peronosporaceae
Source: the annotation of a GenBank genome assembly
AUGCAGUCGUUCCUCGGAAGCUUGAACUAUUACAGCCGCUUCAUUGAGGACUUCGCAGUCUAUGCCGCGAUCGUGUACGAACUACGGGAAGCAGACUUCCAUGAGAUCGCCAGGAUGGACGCAGAGGAGACGCAGGCCGAGGAUAGUCAAUUGACUGGGGGCGAGCGCGACAGAUGGGCGAGGGCGAAAAACGCUUUCACUAUGCUGAAGGUGGAGAUCAUUGCCACGCCGGUUCUGAAGCUCUUCGACCCGGAACGUACUGCUGUUGUUGUGCACUUCGCAAACAAGUGGGCAAUAUCAGCGGCGCUGAUGCAGGAACACGAAGGUGUGUACCAUCCGGUGACCUUCACCAGUCGCCCGUUGAAGGCAAACGAGCUCAACUAUGGAGUGCCGCGGAAAAUGAUCACCAUGCCUCCACCAACGAUCGAACCAGACGAGAACCUUUGGGUGGUGAGUUUCGAUGGAUCUGCGCGGGUGAAGCGCAGUGGUGGUGCGUAUAGUGCAGACGUGUGGAAACUCCCGGAGUGGACGGUGGUGGAAGGUAUGUCAGAGUACAUGACGGACUUGACCGUGAACGAGGCGGAAUAUCAUGGACUGAUUCUUGGAUUCGAUCUGCUCUCGACCUUGGACAGGGGGCGCGUCGUAAUUUGUGGAGACUCGAACUUGGUUAUUCGUCAGAUGCAGGGCGAGAUGGACUGCAAAGCACCAGGGCUGCAACUGCUCCGACAGAAGGCGUUGAACCGUCUACGGUCGUGGCCGAAGCACGAUUUCCUUCACGUGAAGCGUGAAUGGAAUCAGAGUGCGGACAAGUUGGCAAGUGCAGCACUGCAUCGAGAAGAAGGCGAAAUAGUCACCUCAGAGGACGAUCGCCAGGACUUGAUCACCCUCAACCGACUGGGCGAAGCCAAAGUUGAUCGAGACAGUCGUCAGCAAGCUCAAGAUGAAGAGAAGUGGAUUGCUGAUCUGAAGAAGUACCUGGACGGGGAAGUGAGUGUCCUGACAGCAGAAGAGGCGAAGACAUGCUCGAAGAUAGCCGCGAAUUACGAAGUGGACGAGAACGGGCUACUCUUCUUUUGCCCCAAGAUGCUGCAACGAGGCGAAGACCGCGAUGGUGUCGUCAAGAUG